AAUUGCGUCAUAGCGUUCUAACAAUAUGGCUGCUCGUUGAAAAUUGGGGUUACAUCAAUUUACGCAAUAUUAGGACAGGUAUAGUAAUCAUAUAUCACCCUAAUUGCUUAGGGAGCAGCAAAUUUGAUAUCUUUAGAAUUCUUACUAUUUGCGUAAUUAUGCAUCAUAGAUAAGGUCUAGAAGUUAUUCAAAUUAAAACUUACGUAAUCAUAGCCUAUUUUAUUAGUUUUGUUAUCAGAAAUAUUUCACCAUCGCUUAGUCAUUGAACAUUGAAAAUGUUGAACGAAUAUUCCAAUUAUUAAUCCUCAAAAUAGGGAUAGAAUAAACUAAGCAUUAGGCCUAUUAUGAGUCAAGACGCAGAGUUACCAUCGGAUAAAACCUCGGAAAAGCAGGUUGCAGUUUACAUAAUGAAAUUGUUGAUAAGAAAUAUAGCAUUGGAAAAGAAAUUGUAUUCAUUAAAUUCUGACGGAAUAUUAGAAGACAUUACCCCCAAUGAAGCAUUAACUUAUUUACCAGACUCUAUAAAGCCAUAUCUAAUUCAUUAUUUAUUCGAAGAAAAUGGCCAGGAGAAAAAGCCCAAGCCAAGGGAUGAAAGAGAAAUGACUGGUUUAGAAUUAGAAGCGGCCGAAUGCUUAACUACUCUAUUGACUAGUAGGAUAAAUGAUCAAAAUCGCCAACAAUUGCAAACAAAGAUAAAAACUGAAACAAACAAUACUGAAACUAUUCUAUCUGUACCAAAACCUUCAACUUCUUCAGUAAAAUCAAGAGAAGGGACCAGUGACGGUGGAGAGGAAAACGAAAAUAUGCAGAGAAAAUACUUAGAUAGAAGAGCAAAAAACAAUUUCGCCGCAAGAAAAUGUCGAGAAAAGAAACGAAUGGAGAAUGCAAAAAGACAGCAGCAAAAUUCGAAUUUAGCCUAUGAAAAUGCAAAAUUAAAAGCUGAGUUACAGGUUCUAGAGGAUGAGUAUGAAUCUUUAAAAGACUUAAUACAGAAGAAGAGAUUGGCUAAAGAAAGAGGUGAAGAAUUUCAUUUACCACCCCCAAUUGCCGAACAGUAUUCGGAAUGGAAGAAACAAAAUGAGGAAAUUAAUAUGGGAAAAUCAAAAGAAAGUAUUGCUAGCUCAGAUAACAGUGCUUAUGACAGCUCAGACGAAGAUGGCAAAUUGGUUGUUGAUACAUCAUAAAAUAUUGGAUAAUUUAAUUUUGUAUCCUUUCUCAAACUGCCCUCAGCCAUCUCUAUUAUGAGUACUUUGUUUUUUUCGGAAAGCAUAAAAAAGUGUGCUUAUUUUUCUAUUGUAAAAAGAGUGAAAAUAUAACUUCUUUAUAUGUAAUUUACUACUCUUCUAUACUUAAUCAUAUAUAUGCCGGCAAAGGUAUAUAGGUAUAUAAGUAUUGUAUAUUGUUAAGUGAGGUUAACAUUUUAUAAAUAAUCUUUUUCUGUCUAAAAUAUAAUGAAAAAAGAAAAGAUAAAAUUGCUUCUUUUUUUUUGUCCGUAAUUUGAGAGGAAAAGAGAAAACAAUAUCUUAAGCUAUUCAACAAUGAGUUGUUAAUUCAGCACCGUCUCUUUCUUUAGUCCUUAGUAAAGUACCAUCAAGAUCGUUAGACCUUCUACGUAAAAAACAACAAGCGAAUCCAAAAGACGUUAGAAGUACGCCCAGUAUUGCUGAGCAACCACCCAUAAUCCUCCAGAUUAAUAACGGACUGCCAACAGCAACAAGAAGGCUGACAAGACCCAAUAUAGUCAACAUAGCUCCGAAGGAUAUUUGAACAAUUGGUAUCCGAUAGAUGGCACAGCAUUUCAAACGUUUAAUCGAACGUCCACCUUGGCCUCCUGCACUUCUAAUAGGAGAGGCUCGCCUCCUGCCAGGUUUUCCAAGGCUUGAAAAGACUAUUUUGUUGCUACUCAUUAAAUUUAAGUAGGCUGGUCAAAUACCAACGGUCUCCUUAAUUAACCGUUGUAUAAUUAUGGAAAAUAAGUGUUUGUACAAGGCCAAUUUACUUCUGUUAUAAAAUGCUUAAGGCUCUUUUAAAGGGAACUGAGAGAAGCUGAAACUCAAAAAUACAUGUGUUAUCGAUUAUCGUAGAAUAUAUACUUUUAUUUAAUGCAUACGAAAAGAAAAUGACAAAUAUUUUAAGCCUAUUAAAGGGUCUAAGCUGAGCAGAGAGAAUUAUUGUCAAUACCAUGAAAUUAUUUUUGCUAACGGAUACGGGAUAAAACCUUCGAUGGAUGUAACUGAUUCUUUUAGUCAAUGAUAGACAUACCAACACAUAAUGAUAUAUUUCCUUUAUCGGCGUAUCUCACUCCUAACUACCGGAUGAUAGGGUUAUAAUUGAAAGUUUACACGAAUAUUUUAGUCAAUAUGAGUUUUGUAUAAUUGGAAAUAUAUAAAUAAAAAAGCAUAAAAUCUCUUCCUAAAAAGAGAUACGUGAGAAAGAAAGUGGAAUUUAAUUUUCGCUGUAUUUCGAUCACGAUUGCGUAAUAGCUAUUUUCCUCAAACUCCAUCCUCAUAUAGUUGACCGGGAUAAAAGAAACAAUCAAUUCCUUGUUAUUUGACUAAAGGUACGACAAUUUAUAUAAAUGGGCCUAUUUUGGCGUACAAAUUUUCUCUUAGAAAAAAAGGGCAUAGACAACAUACUGCUAUCUUUCUAAAAAGAGGAAAUAGUAAAGAUCGGAAAACGGAGAAAAUGAUUGCGAUAUUUUGAAAUAUCUCGUCACUCGAAAAGAUGCAUAGCACUAAUAAAAAAUACGUACUUCGAAUAAAAAAUAACAAUUCUCCUAGCCGGAUUGCCAACCGCGACUAACUGAGUAAAGAGAUGCUCACAAGACGGCGUGUUUUCUCUGAACGGAUUAGCGUUCGUAGUUUAUCCAAACUCUUUUGUCGUAAAAAGUAGAAGAAAAACAAACUUAUUCCCGGGAUAGUAGAGCGUCAUUGUUCUUGCAGUCUAUCUUACAGCAUCUAAAGCGACGCCUAGUUAUAGAAUCUCUGCCGGAAGUGUAUAGGUUAUCUUUGUUAUAUGAAAUAUUUAUUCAAAUUGAGUGCGAUUUCAUUUUCAAUUGUUUUCUU
Molecule: messenger RNA, 3065 nt
Organism: Dimorphilus gyrociliatus
Lineage: Eukaryota; Metazoa; Annelida; Polychaeta; Dinophilidae
Source: the annotation of a GenBank genome assembly